AUGGAUACAGAACCCCUCUGCCGCGUUCCAGUUGCGCUGAAUAGCAUUCGAGAGCUCUCGGAAGAGGAAAAUAGCAUCAAUAUUCAAUUGACUGAUGACGAAGAUGAAUCGUCGUGUUCAGAAACCGAGUCUGACAAAGCAUUCGUUGUCCCGGAUAAUAUCCAAUUAGUGAAUCCGGAACAUGAUUCUGAUUAUGAACCUCCUGAUUGCGAUUACGAGCAAUCCACGCAGACUUUCGACGAAAGCGAGGUCAGUGAUCCAUUGAAGCCUAAAGAUAUAUCAUUAAUAUCAACCAAGGAUGGUACCCUCAAUCCAGAGAUAUUGGAUAGAAGAAAGGUUUACCGACGACGACACUCAGUUACUCAAUAUCAGAUCAAGAUAUGGGUCGAUGGAGAACACAUCGGAUUUUUGUUUGACUGGAUGCGAGCUUUUCAGGAAGCGGAUAAUGAGAGCACAACUUAG
Molecule: messenger RNA, 462 nt
Organism: Penicillium hordei
Lineage: Eukaryota; Fungi; Ascomycota; Eurotiomycetes; Eurotiales; Aspergillaceae
Exons: 1
Coding region: 1-462 (153 amino acids)
Source: RefSeq, a predicted model, not a curated record